Messenger RNA from Colius striatus (speckled mousebird), 1192 nucleotides. It is a transcript of the gene APH1A, whose product is annotated as aph-1 homolog A, gamma-secretase subunit. Gene Ontology annotation, molecular function: protein-macromolecule adaptor activity. The record is from RefSeq and is a predicted model, not a curated record. NCBI's taxonomy places the organism in Eukaryota, Metazoa, Chordata, Aves, Coliiformes, Coliidae. Gene Ontology annotation, cellular component: endoplasmic reticulum; gamma-secretase complex; membrane. Gene Ontology annotation, biological process: Notch signaling pathway; Notch receptor processing; protein processing. The transcript has 7 exons. The coding region runs from base 15 to 812 and encodes 265 amino acids.
CCGGCCGCGCCGCCAUGGGGGCCGCCGUGUUCUUCGGCUGCGCCGGCAUCGCCUUCGGGCCGGCGCUCGCUCUCGUGCUGCUCACCGUGGCGGCCGAGCCGCUGCGGGUCAUCGUCCUGGUGGCGGGGGCCUUCUUCUGGCUGGUGUCUCUGCUCUUGGCCUCCCUCAUCUGGUUCGUUUCCGUCCAUCUCAGCGACCGGGAGGACGCCAGGCUGCAGUACGGGCUCCUCAUCUUCGGGGCUGCCGUCUCUGUGCUGCUGCAGGAGGCUUUCAGAUUCGCCUACUUCAAGCUGCUGAAGAAGGCAGAUGAAGGGCUGGCCACCAUCAGCGAGGACGGCCGCUCACCCAUCUCCCUCAGGCAGAUGGCAUACGUCUCAGGCCUGUCCUUUGGCAUCAUCAGUGGUGUGUUUUCUGUCAUCAACAUCCUGGCAGACUCCAUCGGGCCGGGCACCGUUGGCAUCCACGGCGACUCGCCCUAUUACUUCAUCACCUCUGCGUUCCUCACCAUGGCCCUGGUCCUGCUCCACACCUUCUGGGGGGUGAUUUUCUUCGAUGCCUGUGAGAAACGUCGCUACUGGUGCCUGGGGCUGGUGGUUGGCAGCCACCUCCUCACCUCGGGGCUGACGUUCCUGAACCCCCGGUACGAGGCCAGUCUGGUGCCCAUCUUCAUCAUCACCCUCUGCACAGGCCUCUGGGCCUUUGUCACUGCCGGUGGCUCCUUCCACAACAUCCUCAAGUGCCUCUCCUGUAAGCAGGAGGAUGACAGCAGAGUGAUGAUGUACUCAGCACUGCAGGUGCCUUUGGAGGACUGAACCGUGGCUGCUGCUGCCUGGACCCUCACCCAGAGGUGACCCCGUGCCCCAGCCCCCUCCUCAGGGGGGUUUUUGGGGUCCAACUGCUCGUGGCUGCGACUUCCAUCAGACUUUUUGGGGUGCUUUUUGUUACCUGACAGGGUCAGCGUGAGGGGGGCUGGAGGGGGGGCUGGGUGCCCUGUGGUGCAGCCAAGAUUUGGGGCAGGACCCCCCUUCCCUUGUAUUUGCCCCCUCCCAAGGGACCCCUGAGACAUGGGGUGACGUUUGGGGGCGGCUGUGCCCCCUCCCCUCAGCCCCUUCCCUGCUGCCCCCUCCUUGUGACUCUGCAGGGGAAGGUGUUAAAUUAUUUUUUGGAUUCAGAGUAAAACCCUUUGACUAGA